AUGUCACAAGAUGAAGCCGAUAGCGAGAAGCAAGGCAUCUCUGAGAAGCGAUGCGAAAUGUGUCUUUCCUACAAGGCGAGGUACCGCUGUCCGCAGUGCAACUGUUCUACCUGUUCUUUGCCAUGCUGUCGAGAACAUAAAAGAAAAUAUGGGUGUGAAGGAAUGAGCUCGCGCACCCGAUAUGUACCUUUGGAUACGUACGACAGUUCGGUGUUGUUGUCAGUGACCAGUGAAUAUUUCAGUGCCGAUACGAUAUUUUGGAGAAUCGAAUGGGUUUUUUAUAGUGCCAGUGGAUACACUGUAUAUUCAGAUAGGAUUCCCGGUAGCGUCAGUAUCGCUACUUUGCUCAGAAAGCUUCUAAGUGGUCACCUCAACGACGACGUAUUAGAGAAUCGUGAGCAUUUGGUGGAAUAUAUCUCAGCCCCUAAAUCAGACAUCCACUGCGUCAUCAAAGUGGAAGAAAACUACUGGACAAACGACCUCAGGUACCAUCUUUUAAACACCGCUCUUUCUUUGGAUGAAAAUCUCAAAAACAAGAUUAUUGUUGAGUUUCCUACCAUUUACGUCAUCCUGACGAAAGAUCUGGCGCGGUUUCCUUUGUUGACUGAAGAAGGAAAGCUUCAAGUUUUGCAGUCGCGAAUUUGGGAACGAUCACCGCAAGAACGAAGUGUGGAGGAGGUGUUCUCGGUGAUGCAUGACAUUUGGCGGAAAUGGAUGCAGUCUUCGCAACCGAAACUAGAUGAACUAGAAGAGGGCGAAAUCGUUGAUGACUGUAAGCCGAUCAACGACAUCCCUCUGAAGCGAAUGCUUCCCCUUUCAUACCGGCAGAAACAACGGCUUCGCGUCAAGUCCGGCAUAAAAAUGAAAUUGUCGAAGAGGUUGGAAAAGAGGCAAAUGAUCGAACAGCUUUCCACAGAAUUGGUCAAAAGGGAAAGGCAGCAGAAACUUGCCCAAUGCGUUGCUGAGCCGAAGACCAACGAGCGAUCCCAUAGCUCGAGGAGUCAGUCGGAAGCUGCCGUUGAUAUUGCUAAUCCUGCAACGCAUAGCCCUUUACCACGGAACAGCGCGCUAUCGAAAGACUAUUUCGGAUUAGCCGGUGACAUAUCAUUGUCAAGCGACAGUGAUUCUGAUUAG
Molecule: messenger RNA, 1134 nt
Organism: Soboliphyme baturini
Lineage: Eukaryota; Metazoa; Nematoda; Enoplea; Dioctophymatida; Soboliphymatidae
Source: the annotation of a GenBank genome assembly